This is a messenger RNA of Saxophila tyrrhenica, 2124 nucleotides long. Its product is annotated as vacuolar protein sorting-associated protein 1. Gene Ontology annotation, cellular component: proton-transporting V-type ATPase, V1 domain; fungal-type vacuole membrane. The record is from RefSeq and is a predicted model, not a curated record. Gene Ontology annotation, molecular function: proton-transporting ATPase activity, rotational mechanism; ATP hydrolysis activity; ATP binding. The transcript has 2 exons. Gene Ontology annotation, biological process: ATP metabolic process; proton transmembrane transport. Lineage: Eukaryota; Fungi; Ascomycota; Dothideomycetes; Mycosphaerellales; Extremaceae. Bases 1 to 2124 code for a protein of 707 amino acids.
AUGCUAGGUCUGCGUCCCAACCGUCCCUUCUUGCGCCCGCGUUCAUCCUAUCUCGACCUCAUCCAUCACCGCGACAUCGAGCAGCGCUCGCAGUUCAGACUCGGAGGCCCUGACCGCCACCAUCACCAGCCCGUGCGGGAAGAAGAGAUUGUUGUCGAGCAGAGCGAAGCCGUCGAGCUUGCAUUGCCCGAGAGUCCCGAGUUGCUCAAGUCGACUUCUGCAGAACCCAUACCGAGUCCAGCGAGGCUUGAGAACGAAGAGCAAGAAGUAACCACUUCGAACUACACACCCAAACCCACCACCAAGAUGGGCUCCACCGGCGAGGAUGAGUUCAAGGGCGGCCGCGUCUUCUCCAUCUCCGGCCCCGUCAUCAUUGCCGAGAACAUGAUCGGAUGUGCCAUGUACGAGCUGUGCAGGGUCGGCCACGAGAACCUUGUCGGCGAAGUCAUCCGCAUUGACGCCGACAAGUGCACCAUUCAAGUCUACGAGGAGACUGCCGGUGUCACUGUGGGCGACCCAGUCACGCGCACAGGCAAGCCAUUGUCCGUCGAACUUGGUCCCGGGUUGAUGGAAACAAUCUACGACGGGAUUCAGCGGCCAUUGGCGUCCAUCAGCGAGAAGAGUGGGUCCAUCUACAUUCCCAGGGGUGUUGACGUGCCGGCCUUGGACCGCGAGAGGAAGUGGGACUUCACGCCCAGCGACAAGUUCAAGGAGGGCGACCACAUCACGGGCGGCGACAGCUUUGGCAGUGUCUACGAGAACAGCUUGGUGACCGAGCACAAGAUCCUUCUCCCGCCGAGAGCUCGUGGCACCAUCACCCGCAUGCCAAAGAAGGGCAGCUACACUGUGGACGAGAAGAUCUUGGAGGUCGAAUUCGAUGGGCAGAAGACGGAGUACAGCAUGGUUCAUCCAUGGCCGGUGCGUGUGCCUCGUCCUGUGGCGGACAAGGAGAGCUCGAACGAACCUUUCAUCGUCGGGCAGAGAGUCUUGGAUUCGCUCUUCCCUGGUGUACAGGGUGGAACUGUGUGUAUUCCAGGCGCUUUCGGUUGCGGCAAGACGGUGAUCAGUCAGAGUGUCAGCAAGUUCUCCAACUCGGACAUCAUCGUCUACGUGGGCUGUGGCGAGCGAGGCAACGAAAUGGCUGAGGUGUUGAUGGACUUCCCAGAGCUCACCAUCGAAGUCGAGGGCCGCAAGGAGGCCAUCAUGAAGCGUACCUGCCUGAUCGCCAACACAUCCAACAUGCCUGUGGCUGCCCGUGAGGCUUCCAUCUACACGGGAAUUACAGUGGCCGAAUACUUCCGCGAUCAAGGCAAGGCUGUGGCCAUGAUGGCUGACUCGACCUCACGAUGGGCCGAAGCUCUUCGUGAAAUCUCUGGUCGCCUGGGAGAGAUGCCGGCAGAUCAGGGUUUCCCAGCCUACUUGGGAGCCAAGUUGGCAUCCUUCUACGAGCGUGCAGGCCGUGUCAUCUGUCUUGGCUCGCCGGACCGCAAAGGAGCUGUGAGCAUUGUCGGCGCCGUGUCCCCACCAGGCGGUGACUUCUCCGAUCCAGUCACCAGCAGUACGCUCGGUAUCGUGCAGGUGUUCUGGGGUCUCGACAAGAAGCUGGCCCAGCGGAAGCACUUCCCGUCCAUCAACACCUCCGCCUCGUACAGCAAGUACACCACCACCCUCGAAUCGUACUACGCCAAGGAGAACCCAGAGUUCCCGCGGCUCCGCGACCGCAUCAAGGAGCUGCUGUCCAACAGCGAAGAACUCGAUCAGGUGGUGCAGCUUGUCGGCAAGUCUGCGCUUGGUGAUGGCGACAAGAUCACGCUCGAUGUCGCCACUUUGAUCAAGGAGGACUUCCUGCAGCAGAAUGGAUACUCUGACUACGACCAGUUCUGCCCGCUCUGGAAGACGUUCUGGAUGAUGAAGCUGAUGAUGGGCUUCCACGACGAGGCGCAGCGGGUCAUUGGACAGGGACAGAGCUGGGCCAAGGUGAGGGAGUCGACUAGCGACAUCCAAGCUGGUCUUCGUGGGAUGAAGUUCGAGGUGCCAACGGAGGGCGAGGAGAAGAUUGGCAAGAAGUACGAGGAGCUGUUGCAGAAGAUGAAUGAGCAGUUUGCCAGCGUGUCGGAUGACUAG